Molecule: messenger RNA, 1404 nt
Organism: Arachis duranensis
Lineage: Eukaryota; Viridiplantae; Streptophyta; Magnoliopsida; Fabales; Fabaceae
Exons: 3
Coding region: 1-1404 (467 amino acids)
Source: RefSeq, a predicted model, not a curated record
AUGGAGGGAACUGCAAAUUUGGUGGUGUAUCGCAACGGUGAGAUAAUACGUAAUACUCAUGAGGGAGUGAGGUUUGUGUCCCAGAAUCCGUUUUCGUUUGUGGUUCCAUGUACGAUGACAUUAAUGGAGCUGCAGAACGGCCUCUGUCAAAGCAUGGAGAAUUGUACAUUAAUGAGAUUUGAUGUCAUGCCGAUCACUGAUGAAGCGAGUAUGCAGAAGAUGUUUCAAAUUCACCAGCAGACUCAGAUGCGACACCCACAGAUUGAGGUAUACGUUGAUUUUGAAACUGUGGAGGCAGUGGCGGUUCAGAAUGAUAUAGAUAUACAUGAUGAUAGAGCUGCAGUGUACCAAGGAAUGAAUAGUGACAGCGAAGAUGAUUUCGAAGCUACUUAUGAGGCCGGCGACGAAGAUGAGGAUGGUAAUGUGGGAGUUGAGGCAGCAGCAGAGAAUGUAGUGGUGGGUCCAUCGAGCAGUCAACCGAUGGACGUUCCACCUUUUAUGCGUGAGUUGGAUCUCGAGGCCAUGCAUGCCCCCGAGUUUCCGGAAUAUACAAACAUAGGCGUUGCCGAUGGUGAGGACGGGGAGUUCCGGAUUGGAAUGGAAUACAGUUCUAGAAAGUCGGUCGUCGCAGCAAUUAGAAGUUUCACUAUUGCUAAAGGAGUUGAGUAUGAGGUGUAUGAGUCUGAGCCACAGACGUUCUAUGCAAAAUGCAAGAUGUACGGGCGCGGAUGUGACUGGCUUAUCCGAGCUAGCUUGAUACGGAAAAAAGGUUGUUGGGAGAUACGAAGAUACAACGGUAGCCACACGUGCACGAUCGGAACAAUUUCACAAGAUCAUUCCAAGUUGGACUCAGAUACAGUUGCUGACACUAUAAGGCCAUUGGUCGAGACGGACCCGUCCAUCAAGGUGAAAUCUAUAAUUGCGGAAGUCCAGUCAAGGUUCAACUAUACCAUUAGUUACCGAAAGGCUUGGUUGGCAAAGCAGAAGUCCAUAGCCAACGUUUUCGGCGGUUGGGAGGAUUCUUACCAAGCCUUGCCAUGGUGGCUAUCGGUCAUGGUGCAGAAGAUGCCUGGUUCAGUUGUCCAAAUAGAAACACGACCGCUGUACAAUGGGAAUGAGGAGGCGCAAGGUGUAAAAAUACUUCAUCGUGUAUUUUGGAGUUUCAAUCCAUGCAUUAGGGCAUUCAGGCAUUGCAAGCCCCUGGUUCAGGUUGACGGCACACACCUAUAUGGAAAAUACAAAGGUACACUUCUAGUCGCUGUUGCACAAGAUGGGAAACAGAACAUUGUGCCUAUCGCCUUUGCCUUGGUGGAAGGGGAGACAGCUGAUGCGUGGCACUUCUUUCUCAGGAAUCUGCGAAUGUAUGUUGUUAGAAAAGAUGGUGUGGGUAUGAUCUCAGACUGA